This is a messenger RNA of Tribolium castaneum (red flour beetle), 2767 nucleotides long. RefSeq lists its product as uncharacterized. Lineage: Eukaryota; Metazoa; Arthropoda; Insecta; Coleoptera; Tenebrionidae. The record is from RefSeq and is a predicted model, not a curated record. Gene Ontology annotation, cellular component: nucleus. Gene Ontology annotation, molecular function: DNA-binding transcription activator activity, RNA polymerase II-specific; RNA polymerase II cis-regulatory region sequence-specific DNA binding. Bases 423 to 2030 code for a protein of 535 amino acids. The transcript is spliced from 3 exons. Gene Ontology annotation, biological process: regulation of transcription by RNA polymerase II.
GCUUGUUUUAGCAUGCCUAUUGUGUACAGGUUAUGUUGCUAGUCUCAAUUUGUUGAUAUGUAGUGCAUAAAGUUAAGUGCAGUGCACUCAAUCGGGACGUCUGGUUGGGGUCCUCGUUUCCCAAAUGUAACGUUACUUUUGUGCUGUGUUGACGUUGCGAACUUUGUAGGCCACGCUUCUAGCCGUUUCUUCGGCGAUUUUUCGAUAAUUAUCACUUUUCGAUCGAGUGCUGUGUGCUGCGUUGUGAUGUAAUAGUGUGUUUAGUUUAACAGGCCUCUUAAAAAGUUUUAAUUGGUGUUUGGAAAGUGGACACGGAUAUAGGUCGGACUGGCCCAAAGAAUUCGCGCUCCUUCACGCUUUUUCUGUGUGUUGAUGGAAUCCCCAAGAGCGCCGUCUGAGUCCUUCAAGUUCCUGCGGUGAUCAUGGCCGACACUGCAGCCGAAAAUGAGGCAGAUUCGGGAAGUGGUGGCCCUGCACAGGAGGCCCCUGACGGCACUCAAGAAGACGACGCCGAACACAACGAGGCCGAGCGUGUGACGGGUUCAAACACGAACUACGAUUCCAGCGAAGGCACCCAUCGCUGCACCCGAUGCGACUUUGAAGCCGUUAAUAAAGUAGCCUUAGCAGCCCACGUGUCCCAAGCCCACACCACAAACGAAGUCAAAAUGGAAACAGAAAACAAUAACUCACCACCCGACCGGAUACACCGGAAGAUGUUCGAAUGUGACGUCUGUAACAUGAAAUUCAGCAACGGGGCGAACAUGAGACGCCACAAGAUGAGACACACGGGCGUGAAGCCCUACGAGUGCAGAGUGUGCCAGAAGAGGUUCUUCCGGAAGGACCAUCUCGCCGAACACUUUACCACUCACACGAAGACGUUGCCUUACCAUUGCCCCAUUUGCAACAGGGGGUUCCAAAGGCAGAUUGCCAUGAGGGCCCAUUUUCAGAAUGAGCAUGUGGGGCAACAUGACUUGGUCAAGUCGUGCCCGCUUUGUAGCUACAGGGCGGGCUCGAUGAAGAGUCUGCGGGUGCAUUUUUUCAAUAGACAUGGGAUUGAUUUGGAUAAUCCAGGCCCGGCUGGGUCUCAGGCGUCUCUGUUUGCGGCGGCCGCCCAACAGGGCUUUUCCAUGGACAGUGCUUUGACUUCGUUGGGUAAUUUGGCGGGGAGCGUGUCUGUGAGCGUAACAGGGGCGAAUUAUAGCGACUCUGGGGAUUCCACUGGCGCUCGUUCGACGGAUAACGCAACCCCACCUAUGCAUUUUCUAACACCACACGUGGAGAUUUCAAUGGCCGAUGCUCCGGCGCCCGUCUUUUCCCCGAAUCUUAACGACCAGCGUUCGAAUUUGCCGGGCCAAAGCGGCGAAGUGUCCCAAAGGAUAAACGGCGAGUGUCCCGGCUCCCCUCAAUCAGCCGACUCCAAUUCGAAUGCUCCGUCCAGCAGCCAUAUUCAACCAAAUUCCCUUAGAAUAGACCAAGAAACGAACAUAACGCCCUCAAUUUCCCUCAUCCCCAUAAAACAGGAACCUGGAGACGAGCUGUACGACGUUUCCAAACGAAACGGCCCUAACCCAAGCACCUCUCCCUCGGGAAGCGUACAAAUGCAAACAGCGACCUCAAGUAGCCUUAGCUCGUUAAUCAAAGUGUCUCCGUUGAAGAGCUUACUUCGUGACGAUUUAAAGAGGAAGAUCGUCUCGCGGAUGAACUCCUCGCCAAGGGGGCGCUCCACCGCGAGUCCCAACCAGAAUCCUGAGACUUCGCCCAGUGACACGGCGACCACCACCAAUGGGGCUAUCACCUCGACGGGGCCCGAACAACCGUCGGACUCCUCCCUGUGGCGGGCGAUGGGCAAAAGGUCUUUGUCUAGUUUACAAUGUAUUUUCUGCGGGAUCGGAUUUCCAGACCAGACUUUGUACUUUUUGCAUAAAGGGUGUCACUCCGACGCGAAUCCUUGGAAAUGCAAUAUCUGCGGAGAGCAGUGCUGCAAUGUUUACGAGUUUAAUUCGCAUUUGUUGAGUAAAAGUCAUCAGUAGGCUCGAUUUACUUAAACUAUGACAUACUUUGUAAAGUUUAGAUUAGUUCAAGUUUCAUACAGUUUUACACGGAAAAAUUGAGUAUGUGAUAAUUUGUUGUAGAAAUUGUUGAUGCAUUUCUUGUUUUUGAACAAGUUCAGGGUUUUAUGGGUACAUUUACGAGCAUUCCGUUUAGUUUCAUUCCCUUUUGGAAAUUGUCCAAGUGCCUGCCGGUUGCCUAUAAGCAAAAUUACCUGAAGAUUUGCUCUAAACUCAUAUCCGUCCAUUAGUAAGAAGAGAGGUAUAUUUACAAGCAUGAUAUUUUCCAAAAUAUAUUGUAAAGCAAGUGCUUAGUCUCUAUAGUUGGAGCUUCAUUACAUUGUUACAUAAAUUAGAAUUAAGUUUUACAUUUUAUAUAUACAUUCCAUUUUAGUGUAUUGUUGAUUCCAUGAGACAGAAACAAAAUAGUUUGUACAGUAUUUAUUGUUAUAUUUUAUGGUAAUUUUAUUUCGUGCAAUAUAUUUUGCAGUGCCUUAAACAAAAUUGCACUCGGACGUUUAAGUUCAUUUAAAUUUUUUUACGAAGUAAGGAUUUUAUUUUCGUAGGCAAUUAUCGUAGUGUAGAUAGUAGGGCGACAUGUUACAUUCCUUCAGUUCAUUCAAAAAUAUAGAUAUAUUUUUUUUUUAUUUAUACACAAAAUGUAAAUUACAAAUUCUUGUAAUUCUGGUGAAAGGGUUAAAUAAACUUUAUGGAAUUUU